Molecule: messenger RNA, 2879 nt
Organism: Chironomus riparius
Lineage: Eukaryota; Metazoa; Arthropoda; Insecta; Diptera; Chironomidae
Source: the annotation of a GenBank genome assembly
CCUUUCAAAUGUUUCAUUGUUAUCCCAAGAUUUUUACAGUACGAGUUGUUUACAUUAAUUUGCCGAAAGAUUUUUUUAAUUGAUUUAACAAGGAAUAAGCAAUGAAUUUACUUCCAAAAACCUCUGAAGAGUUUGCUACGAAGGAGUACUGGAACAAGUUCUUUCAGAAGAGAGGAAAACUAGCGUUUGAUUGGUAUGGAGAGUUUCCAGAAUUAUGUGGAGCUUUAUCGAAAUACAUCAAAACUAAGGAUAAAAUCUUGAAUGUAGGAUGUGGUAAUUCAAAGUUGUCAGUUGAUAUGUUCAAAACUGGAUAUAGUACAAUCACUAAUAUUGAUAUAUCGGAAGUUGUUAUCGAGCAAAUGAAGAAAACUCACAGAAAUAUUGGCGAAUGGAUUCAAAUGGAUGCUACAAAAAUGACAUUUGACGAUGAAAGCUAUUCAGUUAUUCUCGAUAAAGGUACACUGGAUGCAAUGAUGAGUGAGGAGUCUGAAUCUGAAAUGGCGUUGAAUUAUUUCAAUGAAGUUAAAAGAGUUUUAAAGAAUGGUGGACGAUUUGUGAUAAUUUCGUUGCUUCAAUCUCACAUCCUAGAAACUUUACUCAGCUACUUUCCGUCAAACAACUUUCUAUUCAGAAUAGUCAGAUGUUUAGAAGCUGAGCAGAAGACAUCUGAAACAAAUGAAGAUAAAUCAUCAAUGCCAGUUUUUGUGAUUGUUGCUACUAAGUUUAUGAAGUUGCCAAGUCCAAUUUAUGAAAUGUCAGGUGAUGGAGAAAGUAUAGAACGAAUGUCUGACUCAAAAGAAUUAACUGAAAGCGUAUUAACCAUUCAACGAACAUCCAUGAUAAGGAAUGGAUUAAUAAAAAAGAAUGCUUAUGAAGAUGAAAUUAAAUUUGAUUUAUUCAGACCAAAUGAAAAGACUCCACGCUUCACAUUAUACAUAUUAGACCAAAAAUCAUCAAGAAAUUUGAAAGAUUAUGCUGCAUUUAUAGUCCCUCAAGGUCGUGAAACUGAAUGGCUAUUUUCAACAAAACAAGGAAGACGGAAACUUCUUGAAUCAGCACAGCAUUUAAGAUUAGCGAUUGUUAUUCUUCAUCGCAAUCAAACUUACACAUCACUAGAUGAUGUUAAGAUAGAAAUUAAUGAAGCUGUAAAAUCAUUCGCUCCAAAAGAUGUUAGAGAUAUGAGUAAAAUUCCGUUUUUAUCGCUAGGUAGUGAUGUUGGAUCAAGAGAAAUUGUCUUUAAAGGAACAAGUAGCUUUUCUGGAGAUUUUGUCGUUGAAGAUGUUCAGAGUGAAAAAAUGCUUUACAGACGUCUCAUAUUCCUUAGUAAUCAGUCUGUCAUUCAGUCGGAAGCUUUAUUAAAAGUUGGAAAGAAGACGAUCGAUUAUAGCUAUCUAUCAUGUCAGCAUCACAUGUACAUGAUUCUUGGAAUGUUAAUAGCUCAGAAUGAAAAAGAUUUAAGGAACUUUGUUGUUGGUCUUGGCGGUGGUGGAUUGUUGAUGUAUAUCUAUCAAUAUUUUCAAGAAUUAAACGUCGAUGUCUGCGAAAUUGAUCCUGACAUUGUAAGAGUAGCAAAAGAACACUUUGGACUUGUAGAUGACAAUAAUCGAUUAAAAGUAAUUGUUGAUGACGGUUUAAAAGUAAUUGAGCAUUUCGAUGACACAAAAUUCAAUUCGAUUUUGUUUGAUAUUGACAGUAAAGAUCAAAGCUUAGGCAUAAGUUGUCCACCAAAAGAAUUUUUAGAUAUCGGAAUUUUAAGUGCUGUAAGAAAGUCGUUAUCAGCAGGUGGAAUAUUUAUUUUAAACUUUGUGUGUCGAGAUGUAUCGUUAAGAGACGGCGUUGUAAACGAUUUGAAAGCAAUAUUUCCGUACAUAAUAAGCUAUAAAUUGGAAGAAGAUGUGAAUGAAAUAUUUUACUGCUUUAAGGAAAACGUUAAGGACAUCAAUGAAAAGUUUAUAAAAGCUGCAAAAAAAUUGAAUUCGUUCAAGAAAAAUUCUGUUGAUCUGUAUGAGCUUUUAGAGGGAUUGAAUAUACAUGCAUAAAGAAAACGAAAACUAACAAGAUACCUUGUUGUAUGCAUAUCCAUCCAUAAAAAUCUUUUUUUAAAUUUCACUUUCACGCCUCUUAUGGUUGAUUGAUGUACAUAUUGAAGAGUUUUACGUUUAAAAUAAUAAAAAUUAAUUGAAAGUCUCUUGCAAAGAUCAGAUUUCAACAAAACUUCAGGCUUUGGUUUUAAUUUACGAAUCAAUAGAUAACAUCCUAUCGAAGAUUGUCAUAACUAAAGUAAAAGCCCAAUAAAGCCUUUACGAAAGCCCAACAUUCAUGAUUGAUAGCCAAGCCGAAUCGGAAUUGCAGCUUAAAAAUUGUUUGGUUGGGGACGGAAAGUGCCAAUGCAGUGACGAUGAAAUUCGUUGAUCUCCUGUUGAGUAGACUAAAUGGUAGCGCUUCUGGCAAGGUCUGCAACACCCUUAAUGAGAGAUGCAUCACAGCAUUUAAUGUAACCCGGUGUAUGUGCAAAUUUCCCCGAAGUCCCCAUAAAACGAAAAUCACGGGUUUCCAAAACCACCACUUGAAAAUGUAUGUGGUGUUUCUGGAAAACAGUGUAUUUCAUAAACACCACUUAUAUUUCCAAGUGGUGGAUAAAAUCACACGUGUGUUUUUAUUCACAACGUACAAUUACAAGUGGAGUUUUGUCUAUGGGCGUUUUGGAGAUCAGUGUAAUAUUUUUUAAAGUUUAAAAAAUUGUGAACAAAAUUAGGUUUUAUUCUCAUUUUUAAAUGCAAGUUUAAUUUUUUUAUUUGAAUAAAAUAUUUUUCAUGAUUGAAACACAAUUAUAAUAAAAUACUUCAUAAAAAAAGAUUUUUAAAAAACUACGUUUUUCG